Hyalella azteca is the source of this 1139-nucleotide messenger RNA. It is a transcript of the gene eIF3h, whose product is annotated as eukaryotic translation initiation factor 3 subunit H. NCBI's taxonomy places the organism in Eukaryota, Metazoa, Arthropoda, Malacostraca, Amphipoda, Hyalellidae. Gene Ontology annotation, cellular component: cytoplasm; eukaryotic 43S preinitiation complex; cytosol. The transcript has 6 exons. The coding region runs from base 100 to 1083 and encodes 327 amino acids. The record is from RefSeq and is a predicted model, not a curated record. Gene Ontology annotation, molecular function: metallopeptidase activity; translation initiation factor activity; protein binding.
AAGGUGUGCGUGCUGAGCUGCUCCGAGCACGAUAGUUUGGUCAUUAGUGUCAAGAUUUUCUAUUCAAUUUAACUCUGUUAAUUUCUCACUGUCUACAAAAUGUCUCGUAUGAAAGAGAAUUUUAAUCAGAAGCCUUGCGUCAUUAACUGUGUUCAGCUAGAAGGGUUGGCUCUUCUUCAGCUGAUUAAACACUGUCAUGAAGAAGGCACAGGAACAACUGAUGUAGCUCAAGGUGUGCUUCUGGGACUGAUGGUGAAAGAUGUCCUGGAAGUGACCAAUUGCUUCCCUUUCCCAACACAUGCUGAAGAUCUUGAUGUUGAGGAGUACCAGCUUGAGAUGAUGCGUCACCUACGGAAGGUUAACGUGGACCAUCUGUCAGUGGGCUGGUACCAGAGUAGCCAGCUUGGGAAUUUUGUGACGAAGCAUCUCAUGGAAUCUCAGUUCUCCUACCAGAGCAGCAUUGAAGAGAGUGUCGUCAUUGUCUAUGAUCCCAUCAAAACUGCAAGAGGAUUCCUCUCAGUUAAGGCCUACAGGCUCACCCCUGAAGCCAUCAACGUGAUCCAGGAGCGUGAGUUUACCCCUGAGGUGCUGCGCAAGCUCAAGCUUGGCCAUGACAACCUCUUCACUGAGAUCAAAGUUGUGAUUCGCAACUCUCCUCUCAUCAAUAUACUUCAGUGCGAACUUUAUGAACAAAUGCCUGGCCAAGAAGCAAGCCAAUUCUUGGACCUUGGCUCUCUGUCAACGCUGGACCGGCAAUUGCGAUGCCUCAUGGACAGCGUGGAUGAACUCAACCAGGAGGCGAAUAAAUUCAACAGCUACCAGAGACAAGUGUCCAAGCUGCAGAUGGACAAGCACAAGUACAUGCUCAAGAGGUCUGCAGAGAACAGUGCUCGCCAGAGCCGUGGAGAGCCUCCACUGCCAGAGGAAGACGUGGCCAAACUCUUCAAGCCGAUCGCUCCUUUGCCUCGCCUGGAUGCCACCGUUACCGCUGGUCAGAUCAACAACUACUGCAAGGAACUCUCCCAGUUUUGCAGUCAGGCUCUUGGCAAACUUUUUGUGGCAAAGGCUUUACAAGACUCGUGAUUUGGUUGUCUAAAUCAUGUGCGAGAGAAGUGGGCGAAAGUAAAAUGAGUAUUUAA